CACACAGCACACAGCCGCGUUGCUUGGCUACCUUCUGAAGAAACACACGCCAACCACGAAGGAUAUUGGCCGUACCUCGGGUUCAAGUUGAAUUCCAGCACAACUCCUGCCCUGCGGGUUUGAAAGGGAGUGCGAUAGCUGGCGGGAGGCAACGAACUGCGAAUCAAUGUGUCGACUGCUUUGCUACAUGGGUGCGUCCGUGCCGAUGGACGUGCUUGUGACGAAGCCCGAGCACUCGUUGGUUUUCCAAUCGAGGGACGCGUCUUUUCACCCCGGGUGUGCCGACAAGAGGAACAUCCGCGUCAACGGCGAUGGCUUCGGAAUCGCUUGGUACACCCCGAGGCGGAUCGAGGAAGGGGGAUGCGUGGUAAAGUUUCCUACCCCGGCCUGGUCCAACACCAACCUUCUCAACAUCGCCAAGUUCGUUGAGUCAGGCCUGGUGUUCGCACAUGUCCGGGCGGCGUCGGAUGGGGCCGUGCUGGUGGGGAACGUGAACCACGAGAACACCCACCCUUUCAAGUACAAGCGCUACACAUUCAUGCACAACGGAGGUAUCCCCGGGUUCGCGAGGAUGAAGCGCCAGCUGCUUGCUCAGCUCGGAGACGAGGCCUACCUGACCAUCGAGGGCAGCACGGAUUCGGAGCUCUGCUUCGCCUAUUUCUUGGAUGAGCUGCCCAACACGGGCGACCAGCUCAGCGCUCAGGAAAUUUCCCAGGUCUUGCGCCGGACUAUCGCGCGUAUCGUGUCGGCGGUUGCAUCAUUAUCCGCUAGCCCGUGUCCGCCGGCCCCGCCAACAGCCACGACAACAGCACCAUCCACAAGUGGGCAUGAUGGUGGGCCGACGACAUCCCUACCUGAUGCUGCUUCAGUCCGUGGUGGCAGUAGUGCUUCUGCUGCGGCACCCGCCAUGUCCCUGAACUUCUGUGUGACGGACGGUAGGCAUAUCGUUUGCUCGCGGUAUCGCAGCCACGCCCGGCAGAAUCCUCCGAGCUUGUUCGUCCUCGCGGGGGCAGGGUUUGCAUGUGACGAGGCGGGGUGCUUGCGGCAGACCGCCACUGAACCUCGCACAAGCGUGGUGAUUUCGUCGGAACCUCUCUGCCGCUCCACCAAGAGCUGGGAGCUGGUGCCGCGCAAUAGCAUGGUGAUCGUGGAAGGCGCCACUCCCACCGCAAUCCCUGCCACGGCGGACACAGCGCCCAUCGCUGCUAACAGUAACACCGAAACUGCCGAUAUUGCGGUGGCCGCCGAAGACGGUACCGACCAUGGCACUAUCGCUACGUCUUCGACCGAUGUAUCGUCCAGUGCCGGGGCUGCUGCUGCUGCUGCUGCUGCUCCUGUUUCUACUACAGGGGCUCGGGAAAAACCGUUGCGUAUGGGCCUGGUGUCCUCGAUCAAGUACGAGCCUCUGCGGUGCCACCCGUCGGAUUCGCCAGCGUCGCACGAUCCGAUAUUCCCCGACCCGGUACUGCUUCCAACGUUCUGCGCGAGGGUACCCAGUAGCGGAAGCCGCCGUGCUGGCGCCGGCACCGGCGGCACCACCAGCAGCAGCAGCGGCAGCGGCACCAGCAGCAGCAGCGGCGGUAGCGCUAGGGGUGAAGGAAGCAACCACUUAGUUGCAAAGGGCACCACGGAAAGGUUUGGCUUCGCUGAAGCGGGUGUUGUAAGCGACCGAGGUGGUGGUUUGGGUGAUGGUGAUGGUGGUGGUGGAGGUGGAGGUACGUGUGGCGGCGGUAGUAUCGGUAGCAGUAGUGGACAGAAUGAGGGUCGAACAGCUGCUUCUGGUGCAUCGACUGUAGCCGCGUACAGCAGUGCUGCGCCCGCCGCGGCUCAGAGGGGUCUGGCGACUACGGUGCAAUAGUUAACGAGGCGAUAGCGGUGGUCCGAGAGUGGCGCGGUGCUGUUCGAAUGUGGAGCGUGACGAGCCCUCGCCAGCGCGUUUUUUCCUUCUUUGAGCUGACACCCGUGCAAGGAACAUGGGAACAAGGAACAGAGGUGCUACAUGUAAAUGUGUUUUGGGUGACCUGCGCAGAUACAAGAGAUGCCAAGAGCAAAGCUAUACCGCACCUGAGAAACAUUUGCUGAAACUGACGUGAAUUCCGCGCAUUGCCUCGUUGAGGUUGUGCAUGCCCAUUUGGGAUGUCGAUUUGUUGCUGGGAUACUUCGUGGCGUUGUUUUGAUAGAACUUCCCCGUCUCGUAAAUGAAUUUCCGCCUCCAGUCUCCACAGGGCCUUGGCAUGAUGUGGUAGAUUGACGCCCCUCGUAGAAUACCGGUUUCUCUGUUGAUGUUUGUAUUCUUUCUUCUUGUGACGCUGGUGUCUGCGAAAUCACACCACAUGCAGGGGUGGGGUACGAGUUGACCAAUGAAUGUUGGGUCGCUGGAGAGCGUCUAUAGCGAGCGAAAUCAUCGAUCACGAGCGCCAGCAAGGGCUUUCGAGUGAGCCAAAGAAAAGCGCACAGUGACACGGGCCUCUUGUUCCCACCUCAGUAUCUUUUCGUA
Messenger RNA from Ectocarpus sp. CCAP 1310/34, 2497 nucleotides. Lineage: Eukaryota; Phaeophyceae; Ectocarpales; Ectocarpaceae. The record is from the annotation of a GenBank genome assembly.